UAAAAAAAAAAAAAAGAAAGAAAAACAAUUUGUGAUAUAGUUUAUUUCAUCAGAGGGAAGUGACAUUAACUGGUUACAUUUAUAUUUCGAAAGGGAAUAACGAAAGUGUUUUUGCCCUGAAGGAACUUCGCACAGUUGUUUGGAAUUUAAUUAAUUUUUCCUUUUUUUUUACAACAGUCACAUGAAUCAUAGAUAAGAAAAUUGUAUCAGUUUUAGUUGUUAAAACAGAACAAGUAUAACAAUUUUUCAGGCGCAAGCGCUACGUGAUUCUUGGCUAUAACAGGGGGGUGCGGUUGUUACCAUGGAUCCCAGUAUACUCGCCAACAUGGAUAAGGACGCACUGAAGAAGCAAAUUGAGAACAUGAAAUAUCAAGCAACCAUGGAAAGAUGGCCCUUAUCAAAAAGUAUCGCAGCAAUGCGUGAGUACGUUGAAGAAAAUGAAAAAAAUGAUCCCUUGAUUCAUGCACCCGAUAAGAAGAACAAUCCUUGGGCCGAAAAGGGCAAGUGCAUAAUCAUGUAAAAUUUUUAAAGGACGAAGAAGAUGAAUUUCUCUACCUAUGGCCAGAGUCACACAGAAAAAUCUCGUUGAUCUUCCGGUGUCAUGACAUAUAACAUCGUAGAUUGACAAUUAAGAAAAAGAAGAAAAAAAACUCCCAGAGGAAAUAUUUCUCCUCUAGUUCGACGACCAAGUGCCAAAGAACGUAAACCAAAGAAUAUAUCGAAAAGAGAAGAAAAUAACUAUUACGACGUCGGAACUGUGUGGCUUCGACCUUUUUCGAUUUUGUACUUCCACCUUCUCAUUACCAUUAAAUCAAAUCUUUAAGUCACUUUACAUAAUCUACCUAAAAAAAAAGAGAAAAAAAAAUUGGUAGUUUAUGCGGAUAUGCUGCAAACAGUACCAUCAAUUUUUUGUUUCAUUUUCCAAAAAAAAAAAAUCAUUUCACGAAAAAAAAAACAAACGAUUUAACAACUUUUUAUAAUAAUUAUUGUGGUGUGCCACAAAAUUUCUCAUUAAAUGAAAAAUGUGAAUAUAUGAAGAUUCUUGCCGUCUUUUCGAGAAAAAAAAUUCCUUUUUAAAAUAAGGAAGCAAUUUGAGGGUAAAAACAAUUUUUGCCAGACCAAACUCUAUAUAAUCACUCCUUAGUUACGUUUCAAAGAAAUAACUCGUGAGAAAUACUUUUUUUCCAAAUGGAAACUUUUACAAUCUUUGUACAGAGAUAUAAAAAAUCCGCCUUAUAUAAUAUAUUAUAAUAUAAUUUGGCGUUAAUUUUUUUCUUCUUCAAAAGGGUUUAUAUGAAAAUAAAAAGAUUUAAAUUAAAAAAUUGUGAUAACUGUUUUUUUGAUUAAAAGCAUUCUUAUAUUUUGAAACGUGCAAAAAUUUAGAAAAAAAGUAAUAGGUACUGUUUUCUGCAACAAAAAAAAAAUUUGUUCAUUAUUUGAAAUCGCCACACCAUUUACCUGUCUACUUAUUUACUUAUUAAAAGAAGAAAAUUGUACUUAAUAGUUAGCAAAUAAUUUAAUGUAAUUAUUAAAAAAAAAAGAAGACAUUUAUUGUAAUUUUUGGGGAUAAAUGAGACUGCCCAAGCGAAUAAUAUAAUCAUUUUUUCCCAUUAAUUUAUUGCUAAAGCGAUAAUGCUUGAAACUGAUUUUCGAUAUUCAGAUAUACAUGUACGUCAUAAUCAAUAUAAGUUGUUUAUUCUAUGUAAUAUCAAACGAUUUCUUACGAAAAUACAAACGUCAUAAUAUUAAAAUUA
This is a messenger RNA of Leptopilina boulardi, 1754 nucleotides long. RefSeq names its product guanine nucleotide-binding protein subunit gamma-e (gene Ggamma30A). The record is from RefSeq and is a predicted model, not a curated record. Gene Ontology annotation, biological process: phospholipase C-activating G protein-coupled receptor signaling pathway; sensory perception of taste. Gene Ontology annotation, cellular component: heterotrimeric G-protein complex. Lineage: Eukaryota; Metazoa; Arthropoda; Insecta; Hymenoptera; Figitidae. The transcript is spliced from 3 exons. Bases 302 to 520 code for a protein of 72 amino acids. Gene Ontology annotation, molecular function: G-protein beta-subunit binding.